AACCUGAACUGAUUCAUUAAGAUUCAACAGUGCACCCCAGAUCCUUGAAUAGAACAGACGUAUGAGCCAAGCUCCGUUUGUUCAACCAAGGCUGGGGGACGGGCACUUCAUGGACAGCUCUCAGAAGGCUUACAACAUGUGGACUUACAUGUAUCUACAAAAUCAUAUCUUCAGGAAUACAGAAUACAGAAGAAUACAACAAUAAACCAUUAAUGAGUCUGAUACUCAAGGUGUUUCUAAGGUUUGAAAACACUGGAACUGUAGAACAGAGGAUAAGAACAGAGCAGUGUGGUUCCACCUCAGUACAGCUGGUCCAACUACCUAUACACUCUGAUACUGCAGGUGUUUCUAUGGUUAGAGACACUGGAACUGUAGAACAGAGGAUAAGAACAGAGCAGUGUGGUUCCACCUCAGUACAGCUGGUCCAACUACCCACACACUCUGAUACUCCAGGUGUUUCUAUGGUUAGAAACACUGGAACUGUAGAACAGAGGAUAAGAACAGAGCAGUGUGGUUCCACCUCAGUACAGCUGGUCCAACUACCCACACACUCUGAUACUCCAGAUGUUUCUAUGGUUAGCAACACUGGAGCUGUAGAACAGACCAGAGAAUCAGAGAGAUGUAGUUCCACCUCUAUACAGCUGGUUCAACUACCUACACACAAAUAUCUCAGGUUACAACAGAUCAGAGAAAUAAACCAUUGAUGAGAUAGAUAUCUCAGGUUUACAGUAGAAUCAGAGAUAUGUGGUUCCACCUCAGUACAGCUGGUUCAACUACCCACACACUUUAAUACUCAAGAUGUUUCUAAGGUUAGAAACACUGAAGCUAUAGAGCAGACAAUGGAAUCAGAGCAAUGUAGUUCCACCUCUAUACAGCUGGUUCAACUACCUACACACUCUAAUGUCCCAGGUGUUCCUAUGGUUAGAAACACUAGAGGCUCCGAGGAUUGCUGGAACUAUAGAAUGGAUAAUAGAAUCAGAGCAAUGUAGUUCCACCUCUAUACAGCUGGUUCAGUUCCCUAAACCCUCUAAUAUUCCAGGUGUUUCUAUGGUUAGAAACACUGUGGACUCAGAAGAUAAUACAGGCCAAUGAAUCCAGGUGAAAGGAGAUCAUGAGGAUCUAUCAAGUAGAUGGGAGAUCAACCGAGAUGCAGAGCAUCCUAAAGAUCAAGGAGAUAGCAAGUAGAUGGGAGAUCAAUCGAGAUGCAGAGAAUCCAACAGAUCAAGGAGAUAUCAAGUAGAUGGGAGAUCAACCGAGAUGCAGAGCAUCCUACAGAUCAAGGAGAUAUCAAGUAGAUGGGAGAUCAAUCGAGAUGCAGAGCAUCC
Molecule: messenger RNA, 1325 nt
Organism: Eurytemora carolleeae
Lineage: Eukaryota; Metazoa; Arthropoda; Copepoda; Calanoida; Temoridae
Exons: 2
Coding region: 213-704 (163 amino acids)
Source: RefSeq, a predicted model, not a curated record